Sycon ciliatum is the source of this 1794-nucleotide messenger RNA. RefSeq lists its product as uncharacterized. Gene Ontology annotation, molecular function: protein binding. The record is from RefSeq and is a predicted model, not a curated record. Bases 164 to 1186 code for a protein of 340 amino acids. Gene Ontology annotation, biological process: protein homooligomerization. NCBI's taxonomy places the organism in Eukaryota, Metazoa, Porifera, Calcarea, Leucosolenida, Sycettidae. The transcript is spliced from 2 exons.
UGCAGUGGUUCGCAAACCAGGAUCAGUUUGCAAAGUAACGUUACAUAAUCAUUAGUUAGUUACACAUGCAGAGGACUUACAGCGGCAGCGUGAAGUUGCUGGUAGUUGUUGCGUGCGAUCUCGCGCUGGAGUCUUGUGCUCUUUCUUUGCGCCCUCGGUGACGAUGGAUGAACACAGUCCAACUGCAGCUGGCACUGCUGCUGCUGCUGUCCAGACCGUGGACCAAACAAGGGCUGUCGCGCAAUGUUGCCCCACCAGCAGCCUUUCGUCGCGGCUGUGCGUAGCAGUCGCUCCUUCCCCAGCUGCUACUCCGCCGAGCAAGCCUCAAAGUUUAGCAGCGUCCACGGCAGCAACAGUUACCUCGCAGGAAAGCGAGGAGGCAGCGCUCUCGUCGACGCAGUUCCCGGAGGUGGUUGAGCUGAAUGUCGGCGGUCACUUCUUCACGACGCGUCUGUCCACGUUGCGCAAGGACGCCGACAGCAUGCUGGCGGCCAUGUUCAGUGGACGUCACCGCGUCGAUCGCGACUCGGGCGGUCGAUACUUCAUCGACCGCGACGGCGGCGAGUGCUUUGCGCCGAUUCUCAACUACCUGCGGCAUGGCGAACUGCCGCGCGUCGAGAGGGCCCUGGACGUGUACCGUGAAGCGCUCUACUACAACCUCAGCGGGCUGAUCAGCUGGUGCGAAACGCAGCCGAACGUCAUCGCCGAAAUGAUGUUCAAGCAUGCGCGUGAGUGGCUUGGCCCGGCGUAUGAGGGUUUCAAGAACAAGCUGCUGGAGUCGGCCCGUAAGCGCUUCACCACCAGUCCGGAGGCGUUUCUCGACGACAAAACCGGCUACUUUGACCUGACGUUCGCCUUCACACGGCCCGACAGGCUCCGGCCCAGGACGAGCGACGACUAUCGCCAGGACGCAUCGGCGUGCACCAAUCAUGUGUUUGGACAGGAGCCCGCGACGCUCAAGUACGACGCCGUUCUGCCGCCCGGCCUGGACUUUGACAUGACGCUGAACUUCCUGCGGCGUGACUUCCACGAGGCCGGCCUGACCACCGAGUGGUCACCGGUCUAUAGCGAUAAGAAGAGCACGUGCACCCUGUGCCACAUGCGCAUCUAUUUUGUCUACUUCCGCGUCGUCCUCUGGCACUGGGUUACUGCACCACUGGCUUCCCCGGCUGCAACAUCCGUAUGACGACAAGCUAGCCCCCGACGGCAUCAGCAGCAUGUGUCCGCGUCGUGACGACGAGCAAGCUGAGAAGGCGACGAACUCAAGGCAAGGCAACAGCCGUAGCUGCAUGGUGCACACACGAUCAGACUGUGCUCGCGUGCAAUCGAGUUGUCAUGCAUGUAUAGCACGGUGGCGUAUUCAGUUACUGGUACAUUGCAGUACGCGGCCAGUGUUUCAUCAUGCUCUUCAAACUGACGUUACUCUCCUCUCCCCCCCCCCCCCCCCCCCCCCCCACACACACACACACUGUGACACGUACAAGUCACAGGCUUGCCACAUCUGCUGCAAAGGUACGUCAACCUAUUUCGAGUAUGCCUGUUCAAAGUUACGGUAUAUUUUUGCUGGAACUAGCUGAACUAGCUGUUUCCAUUGCUUUCACUUUACUAUAAUAUUCUAUGGUUCAAUCCUGCUAUUUCCUAUUUUGGCCACAGGCCUCUCAAUGCUGGGGACUUGUGGCACGUCAAGUCUAUUUUGAGAUGAGAAGAAGCUGGGAUCAGGGAGUAGUAAAAUACCUACUCCCUGGCUGCGAUACUUGAAAAUCAGGAAUACAGAGCAUGAAUUGCUCUGCAUCA